Messenger RNA from Panicum virgatum (switchgrass), 907 nucleotides. Its product is annotated as protein GLUTAMINE DUMPER 6-like. The record is from RefSeq and is a predicted model, not a curated record. Gene Ontology annotation, biological process: regulation of amino acid export. The transcript has a single exon. The coding region runs from base 244 to 669 and encodes 141 amino acids. Lineage: Eukaryota; Viridiplantae; Streptophyta; Magnoliopsida; Poales; Poaceae.
CUACCAGACCAGCCACAGGACCAUCACCGCCAGCACCUGACCGGACCUGUGGGAGGCCCGGCGGCACGGCAGGCAACUCGGCGAAGCAAAAGCUCGAGGAGCGCGCGCGGCUUGUUGUCUUCCCCACCGGCCUCCCCGCCCCUAUAUAUACCUCCCGCGCGCGUCCCGCCUCUCUCCGUCACCCGCUCCAUUCCCAGAUCUAGAAAGAGGCUUCUGCUGAAGACAAAGAAGCAAGCUAGGUAGAUGAUGAGACCGGAGAGAGGAGGUGGAGGAGCGGCGGCGGAGCUAAUGGCAGGCGGCGGCGCGCGGCCGAUGAGCCUGUGGCGGACGCCGACGCCGUACCUCUUCCUGGGCUUGGCCUUCAUGAUGGGCCUCAUCGCGGUGGCGCUCCUCGUGCUCAUCUGCACACGACGCAAGCCCUCAUCGCGCCGCUGGGACGAGGAGGAGCGGGCGGCGCCGUCCUCGGUGCGCGUCCUCGUGCCGCUCGACCGGGAGGCGCCCAAGGUCGUCGUCGUCAUGGCUGGCGACGCCCUGCCGUCCUUCCUCGCCAGCGCCAAGCCGCUCGUCGUCCCCUCCCCCGGCCCGCCGCCGCCACACGCGGCGCCUGAUGAGGGCGGUGCCGCUGCGGCCGACCUCUAUGCACCUGCCUGUGCUUGUGCACCUGCCUGACCUGCUGGUUGGCUGGCCAGGACGGCCCCUGGGUGAGCUGAGACGCACGCACAGCACAGAGGUAUUCAGGGUUCAGGCCUUUCAGGGCAGUCGUCCUCUAUGCCAAGUGUCAAGUAUAGCCAUUAAUAUCCUCUUACGUUACAUUGCUCGUGGCUGUAAAAUCGACGUCAUAUAAUAAAAGUACUGAUAAAUUGCUAAUAAAACAGUACUAAAUCUGUACGAUAUAUUAAUUGCUAUG